This is a messenger RNA of Mugil cephalus (flathead mullet), 1535 nucleotides long. RefSeq names its product cytidylate kinase (gene cmpk1). Gene Ontology annotation, molecular function: ATP binding; UMP kinase activity. The record is from RefSeq and is a predicted model, not a curated record. Gene Ontology annotation, biological process: UDP biosynthetic process; CDP biosynthetic process; 'de novo' pyrimidine nucleobase biosynthetic process. The transcript has 6 exons. Lineage: Eukaryota; Metazoa; Chordata; Actinopteri; Mugiliformes; Mugilidae. Bases 125 to 784 code for a protein of 219 amino acids. Gene Ontology annotation, cellular component: nucleus; cytoplasm.
CAACAGGGGAAGUGGCGACUGUAGUGCACUUCGUCGAGUGACUCUGACACUCACCGUACAACUCGGCUUAUUAUUUUAUGCUCCCUCCCCGCCGGUUCACAUUUGCAGCUGGUGGUGCUGGUUUAUGAUCGGCCGUCUGUUUGGGAACGUGUCUCAGAGGGUGCCGAGCUUGUUGUACCGGAUGUCGCUAAUAAUGAAGCCGCAGGUUGUGUUCGUGCUGGGCGGGCCUGGCGCCGGCAAAGGGACCCAAUGCUCCAGAAUCGUGGAGAACUACAGCUACACCCAUUUGUCAGCUGGGGAUUUACUUCGGGCUGAGCGAGCCAGAGAGGGAUCGGAGUCCGGACAGCUCAUUGACAACUACAUCAAGGAAGGAAAAAUCGUCCCAGUGCAGAUCACCAUCAACUUACUCAGGAUGGCCAUGGAGGAGACUAUGCAGAAAGACGAGAAAAAGUUUCGUUUCCUUAUAGAUGGUUUCCCCCGCAACGAGGACAACCUGAAGGGGUGGAACGAUGUCAUGGAUGGCAAAGCUGAUGUCAAAUUUGUGCUUUUCUUUGACUGUGGCGAAGAGGUUUGCAUCGAUAGAUGUUUAGAAAGAGGCAAGAGCAGUGGACGCACAGAUGACAACAGAGAAAGCCUGGAGAAAAGAAUCCAAACCUACCUGCAGUCCACACGACCAAUCAUUGACCUGUAUGAGAAACUGGGCAAGGUGCGCACCGUAGACGCUUCUCGUUCCGUGGAUGAGGUGUUUGCUGAUGUCAAAUCCAUCCUGGACAAAGAGGGUUGAAGUUCUCCAAAUGCCAACAUUCAUGUACCUUUUACUUUUCUUUUUAUCAACUGCAAUUACACUGCAAUGAGUUUAUAUGUCCACUCAUGCAUAUAUGACUUUUUACAUUUGGUUACUUUUGUUUCCUGCGUCUUUUGUAAAUGCUACACCGUUUGUUUGUGAGAGUGUACUCUGUGCAUCGGUAUGAAUGAGAGGUAGAGAUGUGAGUGGUGUGAUCAGCUAGUUGUUAGAAUGAAGGAAUCACUGUUCUUACAUUGUAGUUUGAGGCCUUUGCAUUGGAACAAUAUGUAUUAUUAGCCUAAGGAGAUACUACUGUUGUCAAUCAGAGACCUUAACAGUACUGGAACUCUCCAAAAAAAAAAUGGCGUGCAUAACUAAUGUCCUCAGUAUCAUGUCAUUAGAAGCAGCUGCCAUGCUUCAGACCAAAUAGUUGUAUGACCUGACAAGCUUUUCCCAACAGCCAAUAGCCUGUCUGGCCUCCAAAUAGAACAAAUACAACACCUGUCCUGUAUUUAAUGGACAGUAUUGCAGGGACAUGACUACACUGGCUGCUGCUGAAUGAUGUGUUUAAUAGGUAUAUGUUUAUGUGAUAGAUCUGAGGAACAAGGAACACUUGUUGUUACAGUGACUCGUCAUAAUGAAGAUUGAAAAGAAGAUUUUGUCAAACGUGUACUGUAUCUGCUUAUAGGAAUGCGAUAAAGCUAAACACUAUAAAGAAAAAAACUCUUGUGGAGUGUUUCUUUAAAAACUA